AUACCCUCCGUGCUUAAGGUCUGAAAACUAGAAGAAAAUGUUAUUGGAACCCAAAUUAAGUAUAGCCCAUUUUUGUUAAAACACUGCAAAUGAUAAGAGCUUAUAGAGAUGAAUAAAAAUAUGCAUUUGACUCCCCAUUACAAAUUGCUCAACAUUUAAAUGGAAAAAAUGAACAAUCCCUUUUUUAAAGAAAUCCAAACAAAAAUUAACUUCAAAAAAUAACCCUGUCUUAUUGAAAAAUAGUCAUUUCAAUAAAGCAUGUGCAUUUCCCUUUUAUUUAAAAAAACGUAAUUGAGUUUAGGAACCAGCAAUGCCAGGUAAAUCGGCUAGCUAACAAGAACUGUAGAAAGCACAGAUCCUGCAUCCGGGCUGGAACCAAUCCCUACCUGAUAGCAGUCACAAAGAAAUCUCCCCGUAAGCAGUUGAUUCCUGACGUGUGCCACGGUUUCUUGUACCUCCAUUGAAGUACCCGGUGCUGCCGGUGUUGGGGAGAGGCUGUCGGACGAGAGGGACAGCGUGUCAGCCCGGGCACGGGCGUGCUAAAUUCCCGUGUCAGCCGCGCCGGUGACGUUCGAGGACGUGGCGGUCUAUUUCUCGCCGGAGGAGUGGAAGGAGCUGGCGGACUGGCAGAAAGAGCUGUACUGGGCUGUGAUGAAGGAGAAUUACGAGCUCGUCACCUCCUUAGUAGAUGAUGAGACUGUGAAUGCCAGAAUGGAGGAGAAGAUUCGGGAGGAGGAUGCUGAGCCCCUGCUUCCAGGCAAGCCCCUUUCCCUGAAACUGGAAGAGAACGUUUCCCCGAGCUCGGUGAAGGCGAAGACCUGCCUGACUCGGAGCAGACUCCAGACCGCGCAGAGAAACUCUUCCGGCGACACACGAGAGAGCCCAGCAAGCAGCACGGCUCCGCAGAAGUCCCAGGUGGCGGAGAGACCCGACACCCUUCAGGAGCGCGAGCGAGGCUGCCUGGAGACCAGUCUCCUGGCUCGGGCAAGGACCCACAGGAGGGACCGGCCGUUUCCCUGCAGCGAGUGCGGGAAAUGCUUCUCCCAGAAGGGGGACCUGAAGAUCCACCUGCGGAUCCACACGGGGGAGCGGCCGUACGCGUGCACCGAGUGCGGGAAGCGCUUCACCCAGCGCGGGUACCUGAAGAUCCACCUGCGGCUGCACACGGGGGAGAAACCUUUUCCGUGCGCCGAGUGUGGGAAGAGCUUCACUCGCAAAGUGGACCUGAGAGUCCACCAGCGGAAGCACACGGGGGAGCGGCCCUUCGCCUGCGCCGAGUGCGGGAAGAGCUUCACUCGCAAAGUGGACCUGAGAGUCCACCAGCGGAAGCACACGGGGGAGCGGCCCUUCGCCUGCGCCGAGUGCGGGAAGAGCUUCACUCGCAAAGUGGACCUGAGAGUCCACCAGCGGAAGCACACGGGGGAGCGGCCCUUCGCCUGCGCCGAGUGCGGGAAGAGCUUCACUCGCAAAGUGGACCUGAGAGUCCACCAGCGGAAGCACACGGGGGAGCGGCCCUUCGCCUGCGCCGAGUGCGGGAAGAGCUUCACUCGCAAAGUGGACCUGAGAGUCCACCAGCGGAAGCACACGGGGGAGCGGCCCUUCGCCUGCGCCGAGUGCGGGAAGAGCUUCACUCGCAAAGUGGACCUGAGAGUCCACCAGCGGAAGCACACGGGGGAGCGGCCCUUCGCCUGCGCCGAGUGCGGGAAGAGCUUCACUCGCAAAGUGGACCUGAGAGUCCACCAGCGGAAGCACACGGGGGAGCGGCCCUUCGCCUGCGCCGAGUGCGGGAAGAGCUUCACUCGCAAAGUGGACCUGAGAGUCCACCAGCGGAAGCACACGGGGGAGCGGCCCUUCGCCUGCGCCGAGUGCGGGAAGAGCUUCACUCGCAAAGUGGACCUGAGAGUCCACCAGCGGAAGCACACGGGGGAGCGGCCCUUCGCCUGCGCCGAGUGCGGGAAGAGCUUCACUCGCAAAGUGGACCUGAGAGUCCACCAGCGGAAGCACACGGGGGAGCGGCCCUUCGCCUGCGCCGAGUGCGGGAAGAGCUUCACUCGCAAAGUGGACCUGAGAGUCCACCAGCGGAAGCACACGGGGGAGCGGCCCUUCGCCUGCGCCGAGUGCGGGAAGAGCUUCACUCGCAAAGUGGACCUGAGAGUCCACCAGCGGAAGCACACGGGGGAGCGGCCCUUCGCCUGCGCCGAGUGCGGGAAGAGCUUCACUCGCAAAGUGGACCUGAGAGUCCACCAGCGGAAGCACACGGGGGAGCGGCCCUUCGCCUGCGCCGAGUGCGGGAAGAGCUUCACUCGCAAAGUGGACCUGAGAGUCCACCAGCGGAAGCACACGGGGGAGCGGCCCUUCGCCUGCGCCGAGUGCGGGAAGAGCUUCACUCGCAAAGUGGACCUGAGAGUCCACCAGCGGAAGCACACGGGGGAGCGGCCCUUCGCCUGCGCCGAGUGCGGGAAGAGCUUCACUCGCAAAGUGGACCUGAGAGUCCACCAGCGGAAGCACACGGGGGAGCGGCCCUUCGCCUGCGCCGAGUGCGGGAAGAGCUUCACUCGCAAAGUGGACCUGAGAGUCCACCAGCGGAAGCACACGGGGGAGCGGCCCUUCGCCUGCGCCGAGUGCGGGAAGAGCUUCACUCGCAAAGUGGACCUGAGAGUCCACCAGCGGAAGCACACGGGGGAGCGGCCCUUCGCCUGCGCCGAGUGCGGGAAGAGCUUCACUCGCAAAGUGGACCUGAGAGUCCACCAGCGGAAGCACACGGGGGAGCGGCCCUUCGCCUGCGCCGAGUGCGGGAAGAGCUUCACUCGCAAAGUGGACCUGAGAGUCCACCAGCGGAAGCACACGGGGGAGCGGCCCUUCGCCUGCGCCGAGUGCGGGAAGAGCUUCACUCGCAAAGUGGACCUGAGAGUCCACCAGCGGAAGCACACGGGGGAGCGGCCCUUCGCCUGCGCCGAGUGCGGGAAGAGCUUCACUCGCAAAGUGGACCUGAGAGUCCACCAGCGGAAGCACACGGGGGAGCGGCCCUUCGCCUGCGCCGAGUGCGGGAAGAGCUUCACUCGCAAAGUGGACCUGAGAGUCCACCAGCGGAAGCACACGGGGGAGCGGCCCUUCGCCUGCGCCGAGUGCGGGAAGAGCUUCACUCGCAAAGUGGACCUGAGAGUCCACCAGCGGAAGCACACGGGGGAGCGGCCCUUCGCCUGCGCCGAGUGCGGGAAGAGCUUCACUCGCAAAGUGGACCUGAGAGUCCACCAGCGGAAGCACACGGGGGAGCGGCCCUUCGCCUGCGCCGAGUGCGGGAAGAGCUUCACUCGCAAAGUGGACCUGAGAGUCCACCAGCGGAAGCACACGGGGGAGCGGCCCUUCGCCUGCGCCGAGUGCGGGAAGAGCUUCACUCGCAAAGUGGACCUGAGAGUCCACCAGCGGAAGCACACGGGGGAGCGGCCCUUCGCCUGCGCCGAGUGCGGGAAGAGCUUCACUCGCAAAGUGGACCUGAGAGUCCACCAGCGGAAGCACACGGGGGAGCGGCCCUUCGCCUGCGCCGAGUGCGGGAAGAGCUUCACUCGCAAAGUGGACCUGAGAGUCCACCAGCGGAAGCACACGGGGGAGCGGCCCUUCGCCUGCGCCGAGUGCGGGAAGAGCUUCACUCGCAAAGUGGACCUGAGAGUCCACCAGCGGAAGCACACGGGGGAGCGGCCCUUCGCCUGCGCCGAGUGCGGGAAGAGCUUCACUCGCAAAGUGGACCUGAGAGUCCACCAGCGGAAGCACACGGGGGAGCGGCCCUUCGCCUGCGCCGAGUGCGGGAAGAGCUUCACUCGCAAAGUGGACCUGAGAGUCCACCAGCGGAAGCACACGGGGGAGCGGCCCUUCGCCUGCGCCGAGUGCGGGAAGAGCUUCACUCGCAAAGUGGACCUGAGAGUCCACCAGCGGAAGCACACGGGGGAGCGGCCCUUCGCCUGCGCCGAGUGCGGGAAGAGCUUCACUCGCAAAGUGGACCUGAGAGUCCACCAGCGGAAGCACACGGGGGAGCGGCCCUUCGCCUGCGCCGAGUGCGGGAAGAGCUUCACUCGCAAAGUGGACCUGAGAGUCCACCAGCGGAAGCACACGGGGGAGCGGCCCUUCGCCUGCGCCGAGUGCGGGAAGAGCUUCACUCGCAAAGUGGACCUGAGAGUCCACCAGCGGAAGCACACGGGGGAGCGGCCCUUCGCCUGCGCCGAGUGCGGGAAGAGCUUCACUCGCAAAGUGGACCUGAGAGUCCACCAGCGGAAGCACACGGGGGAGCGGCCCUUCGCCUGCGCCGAGUGCGGGAAGAGCUUCACUCGCAAAGUGGACCUGAGAGUCCACCAGCGGAAGCACACGGGGGAGCGGCCCUUCGCCUGCGCCGAGUGCGGGAAGAGCUUCACUCGCAAAGUGGACCUGAGAGUCCACCAGCGGAAGCACACGGGGGAGCGGCCCUUCGCCUGCGCCGAGUGCGGGAAGAGCUUCACUCGCAAAGUGGACCUGAGAGUCCACCAGCGGAAGCACACGGGGGAGCGGCCCUUCGCCUGCGCCGAGUGCGGGAAGAGCUUCACUCGCAAAGUGGACCUGAGAGUCCACCAGCGGAAGCACACGGGGGAGCGGCCCUUCGCCUGCGCCGAGUGCGGGAAGAGCUUCACUCGCAAAGUGGACCUGAGAGUCCACCAGCGGAAGCACACGGGGGAGCGGCCCUUCGCCUGCGCCGAGUGCGGGAAGAGCUUCACUCGCAAAGUGGACCUGAGAGUCCACCAGCGGAAGCACACGGGGGAGCGGCCCUUCGCCUGCGCCGAGUGCGGGAAGAGCUUCACUCGCAAAGUGGACCUGAGAGUCCACCAGCGGAAGCACACGGGGGAGCGGCCCUUCGCCUGCGCCGAGUGCGGGAAGAGCUUCACUCGCAAAGUGGACCUGAGAGUCCACCAGCGGAAGCACACGGGGGAGCGGCCCUUCGCCUGCGCCGAGUGCGGGAAGAGCUUCACUCGCAAAGUGGACCUGAGAGUCCACCAGCGGAAGCACACGGGGGAGCGGCCCUUCGCCUGCGCCGAGUGCGGGAAGAGCUUCACUCGCAAAGUGGACCUGAGAGUCCACCAGCGGAAGCACACGGGGGAGCGGCCCUUCGCCUGCGCCGAGUGCGGGAAGAGCUUCACUCGCAAAGUGGACCUGAGAGUCCACCAGCGGAAGCACACGGGGGAGCGGCCCUUCGCCUGCGCCGAGUGCGGGAAGAGCUUCACUCGCAAAGUGGACCUGAGAGUCCACCAGCGGAAGCACACGGGGGAGCGGCCCUUCGCCUGCGCCGAGUGCGGGAAGAGCUUCACUCGCAAAGUGGACCUGAGAGUCCACCAGCGGAAGCACACGGGGGAGCGGCCCUUCGCCUGCGCCGAGUGCGGGAAGAGCUUCACUCGCAAAGUGGACCUGAGAGUCCACCAGCGGAAGCACACGGGGGAGCGGCCCUUCGCCUGCGCCGAGUGCGGGAAGAGCUUCACUCGCAAAGUGGACCUGAGAGUCCACCAGCGGAAGCACACGGGGGAGCGGCCCUUCGCCUGCGCCGAGUGCGGGAAGAGCUUCACUCGCAAAGUGGACCUGAGAGUCCACCAGCGGAAGCACACGGGGGAGCGGCCCUUCGCCUGCGCCGAGUGCGGGAAGAGCUUCACUCGCAAAGUGGACCUGAGAGUCCACCAGCGGAAGCACACGGGGGAGCGGCCCUUCGCCUGCGCCGAGUGCGGGAAGAGCUUCACUCGCAAAGUGGACCUGAGAGUCCACCAGCGGAAGCACACGGGGGAGCGGCCCUUCGCCUGCGCCGAGUGCGGGAAGAGCUUCACUCGCAAAGUGGACCUGAGAGUCCACCAGCGGAAGCACACGGGGGAGCGGCCCUUCGCCUGCGCCGAGUGCGGGAAGAGCUUCACUCGCAAAGUGGACCUGAGAGUCCACCAGCGGAAGCACACGGGGGAGCGGCCCUUCGCCUGCGCCGAGUGCGGGAAGAGCUUCACCACCAAGGGCUACCUGAAGAUCCACCAGAAGAUCCACGCGGACGGGACGCCCUUCAUCUGCAGCGCCUGCGGGAAGAGCUUCGCCACCACGCGCUACCUCAAGAUGCACCAGAGGAGCCACGCGGGGGAGACCACGUUCACCUGCACCGAGUGCGGGGAGAGCUUCGCCCAGAAGGGCUAUCUUCGCAUCCACCAGCGCAUGCACACCGGGGAGGGGCUCUUCCCCUGCCCCGACUGCGGGAAAAGCUUCACGGCCAAGUACCUGCGCAUCCACCGGCGCAUGCACACCGGGGAGCGGCCCUUCGCCUGCGCCGAGUGUGGGAAACGCUUCACCGCGGAGGGCUCUCUGAAAAUCCACCUCAAAAUCCACAGCCGGGUGCUGCUGAGCAUAUGCGCCGAGUGCGGGAAAAGCUUCUCCUCCCUGCGCUAUCUCAAGGUGCACCAGAAAACCCACGCCCGGGAGCCAGCGCCGCUCCCCGGCGCACGUGGGGGAGGCCUCCCGCAGGGGGCGCUGGCGAGGGGCCCCCAGAAAGGCCCCCGAGAAAUGAUCUCCUUCACCUGCAAGGACUGCGGGAAAAGCUUCUGCCAGAAGUCUAACUUGCUCACGCACCAGAAGAGCCACGCGCGGGAGAGGCCGGGUCCCACGCGCACCCCCCGCCCCGGCCCUGCGGCCGCUCCGCCGGCCUCUGUCAAGUUGAGCCCCGUGGAUCUCGUUGUGAGAGCAGGGAAGGAUUGUCUGGAGCCCGACCCCUCCCCCCCGGUCGGGGAGUUCAAGCCCAGCUUCCAGUUUGCACCGCAGGCCUGCCCGCUCCCCCUGGGAGUCCAUCUCGGUGCUUCCUGAGCCCGCGGGUGCCCUGCUCCUGCCUGGCGACGCCCCCCGGGGCUGUGGCUACCUGUGCAUGACGUAGUGCCCCCGGGCACUCCUGAGUCCCGGCCCCCAGCUGCUCCCUCUCGAGGUAGCGGGACGGUCCCUGGUCCCACAGUGCCCUGGGGGAGGGGAGACUCCCUUGCGGCUGCCACGGGCUUUGCUUUCCCCCCCUCCUACCCGUGCACCGAGCCUGGCUUUUAAGGUGCAGGCGGGUUCAGUGAUUUUCUGGUAGAAGCCCUCUGAAACCGAACGACAGAUUCCCGGUAUCGCUCGCUCGCUCGCUCGCCGAUUGAAUUGAAUUGUCUUUCCUGUCCGCGGUGCAGUCGCCUGCGCAGUGCAGAUCCUUCCCCGUCCAGUCCUCGUGUCCGGAGCAUCCCGGCGAACUCGGCACCGCGCACGCUCCCCGGCAGAGCCCAGCGCCGGGCACGGGGCGGAACUCAAGCUUCCCCUUUUCGGCAGCUGCACUGGGACGGCGGAGCCCCCGGGC
This is a messenger RNA of Pelodiscus sinensis (Chinese soft-shelled turtle), 7354 nucleotides long. Lineage: Eukaryota; Metazoa; Chordata; Testudines; Trionychidae. The record is from RefSeq and is a predicted model, not a curated record.